AUGGCCACCAGUGAGCUGAAUCAGUUUCUAGAAAAUGUUGAUAAGAAGGUCCAAGAGUGUACCAUAUGCUUCAAGAGACUUCAAAAUCCUAAAUCUCUCAACUGCCUCCAUAGUUUCUGUUUGGCAUGUCUGGAAGACUGGGUUAAAACUAAAGGAGAGCUGAUUUGCCCUACUUGUUCGAAAUCAUAUCUCAUUCCAGAGGGUGGGCUUCAGAAACUUCCACCAAAUACCUUUCUUAAUAACUUAAUAGAAACUAUUGAACAAUUUUCUGAAAAAGAUCAGAUAAAAUGUGCUUGUAAAAAAGGAGAAGAAGCAUUAUAUUACUGCCAGGAUUGCAGACAGUACUUGUGCUCUACUUGUAUUGACCAUCAUAAAGAGUUCCAACUCUUUGCCAACCACAUGCUACAUUCAGUGGAAGAAGUGAGAUCAAUGACCCCUUCACAGAUGACUUUACUACAUCCACCACAGUGUUUGCUUCACAGCAAACCUUUGGAAUUUUACUGCACAGAGUGUAAAACUCCAAUAUGCAUGCAUUGUACAAUUACUGACCACAAGGAGUUGGAAGGAAAUCAUAAAAUAAUCAGCAUUUCUAAAGCUUUUCAAUCAUUUAAAGAAACUUCAGCAGAAUUGGAGAAAGUUGCCAAUGAAUGCAAAAGCAAAUUACAAGAUGGCCUCAAAGCAGUUACUCAGAAUGCUAAACAAUUAAAUCAAAAUAAAGAUACAACUUUGAGAGACGUUGACAAUCAUGUACAACUGAUGAUAAGAAAAAUCAAGGAGAAUGGAGCCAAAAUUAAAAAUGAAGUACAGACAAUAUACAGAAAGAAAAAGAAGGUACAAGAUGUCCAAAUGGAUGAACUGAAAACAACAAUAUCUGAUAUAAAUACAAAACUCAGUUUUCUUAAUCAGCUUUUGCAGAGUGAUAAAGCAACAGCAAUGCAGUCAAGUGAAAGAGUAAUUACAGCACUGAAGGACAGAAUCAAUGAAUUACCAAAAACAAAGCCAGCUGAUAAUGGACAAAUUAAAUUUGUUAUCAAUGAGAAUCAGCUCGAUUCAUUGCAACAAUGUGAUAUUGGGCAUGUAUCACAGGGAGCAGCAGAUUGCCUAACACUGAAGGGAGUGGAAUAUGCAUUACAAGGUCAGACAAUUGUUGUCAAAAUAAUAAAAACAGAUGAAUGUGAAAUAAAUGCAAAUCAACUGAAGGCAACUUGGACACAGCCUACAGGAGAAACCAACAUCACUCAAGUUCAGGAAGAUGACAAUGGAGAUUAUUUUGUGACAGGAAAAUGCACCAGUACAGGUGCUUGUAAAUUAGAUGUGAGUGCCAACAGCGAACCAAUCAAGCAGUCACCAGUGAUAGUGAAAGUAGAGAAGGAAGAAUUAAUAAAUACUAUUGAUACAAAUAAACAAAAUGUUAGAGAUGUAGUUAAGUGUGAAGAUGACUGCUUACUGGUUUCAUGUUCUACAAAUGAAAUAUUCAAGUACAAGCAAUCGGGAGAAUAUAUUGGUAAGGUUAUGCUACCGCAGGAUGUAAAGGUUUUCAAAAUGUUCAAGAUGAAGAGUGGUAACAUAGCAUUCAGUGACAAUCUGAAAUGCAUCAAAGUAUGCAAUAUGAAUGGUCAGGUGGUCAAAUCAAUUGGUCAGGGAGUAUUGAAGGAUCCAGCUGGUAUAUACGUAGAUGAAACAUCAAAUAUUGUGUACGUAGCAGACUGGGGUAAUUGUUGUGUUUUUAUGUUUGACAAUUGUAGUAGUCAGUUAAUAAGGAGGAUAUGGUCACUAGGCCACGAAGACAGCAUAAUGAAUGGAGUUUUUGAUGUUACUCUUACUAGUGAAGGACACCUUCUAGUAUUGGAAUGUACAAACAGCAGAUUACAAUUAUUUGAUAAUGAGGGAAGGUUCAUGAAAAUCCUCGUUCAAGCAGGUGAUGAGAAUGGUAAGGUGAGGAAUCCAUAUGGAGUAGUAGUUGAUGAGGAUGACAACAUCAUUAUAGCAAGUAAAAACAAACUACAGCUUUUUAGUAGUGAAGGAAAUUUCAUUAUAAGGAUUGAUAAACCAGAAGAUGGAAUCAACAAUCCAUUGGGAUUAUCCAUCAUUUCAUAUCAUCCAAGGAGACUUGCAGUAGCAAAUAAUGGUGACGAAACAGUAAAAAUAUUCAAUUACUAAUUAUUGAAAGUUCACUUUUAAAUGUAUAGAUAUACAGUGUAUAAAUACCAUUACACAUAAAGUUAAAAACCAUUCAAUUUUGAUAGUGAUUGUUUAUGUUGCAUUUUCCUCUAUCUCAAUCACACAUCAUAUUAAAUGAGUAACAUCAUUAAGUCAAACUCACCACAUCCUCAAUGAUAUUUAUGAUUUAUCAGAGUUAUACACAUGCAAGCUGCCUUUUUAAUUUCAUAUAUUUAUAACAAUUCAAUAACAACCAAUUGCAUUAUUUGAAUAUGUUUAAUUAACUAAAGAAACUUACAGGAAUAAAUUCUGUCAAAUCUCACAUUUUUUAAUUUAUGUCUCCACAGUUUAAAUGUAUUAAUAGUGUGGUUAUACAAAAUAUAUAUUUAUCUCAGAAAAUAUUAUUUUGAAUUAUGUUUACUCAAUUUUAUUGUGUAGCCUACUGUAAUAGUCAUGAAAAAUGAAUGUAAAAAAACGUUAAUGCUGAUGGUAACAAUACCGUAAAAAUCAUAUUUUGAAAUAACAUUUGAGAUCACCUUGUAACAGUAGUAGUAAGUCAUUAUAUUGGACAUAAUGACUAGAUUUAUUACAAUUAAGAAUUACUUAAAUUAUGUUGAUAACAUUUUUACAUAUCAACUACAAGAGGGUAUUUUACACUGAUUCUAAAUUCAACUUGAUGAUGAUCAUUGUUCUCUAAUCAUUCUUUUAAUGUGGUUAAGAUAAAAAAGGAUUUUGAUUUUUAUAUAACUUUCAAGAAAGUUUAACAAUUUUUUCAAGUAAGAUUGAAACACCACUCCAAAAUCACCAAAAAUAAAUAAUUAAAUUGUAUAGUUUUUAAAAUACUUCUUUGAUUAUAAAUAUAGUGAAUCACACAUUAUAAUAUCUUACACUUUAUAGAUUUUGGAAAAAAUAUGGAUUAAGUAAUAUGAAAUAUGAUGUAGCAAUACAUUAGUUUUCUAUAAUAAUUAAAAAUAUAAUUAAUUCAUUAAUAAUAAAGAAGAAUGAAACAGGCUGUGUAAUACAUCUGUUGAAUGAAAUGUUUUUGUAAAAGAUGACUUUGUAUAUUUUCAUUUCUUUUACAUCCAAUCAAAAAUAUAACUCUC
Anneissia japonica is the source of this 3263-nucleotide messenger RNA. Its product is annotated as tripartite motif-containing protein 2-like. NCBI's taxonomy places the organism in Eukaryota, Metazoa, Echinodermata, Crinoidea, Comatulida, Comatulidae. The record is from RefSeq and is a predicted model, not a curated record. The transcript has a single exon. Gene Ontology annotation, molecular function: zinc ion binding; ubiquitin-protein transferase activity; protein binding. Gene Ontology annotation, cellular component: nucleoplasm; chromatin. Bases 1 to 2160 code for a protein of 719 amino acids. Gene Ontology annotation, biological process: positive regulation of DNA-templated transcription.